AUGACUAGUUCUACAGAUCUCAUCAAGGAACUGUUAAACUCGGGUCACAGCAACUGGAGUCCGCUGGACAGCCCAGAAUCUUUGAUUCUCGAGAUUGAAAGCGGUAUUAUGAUUCGAGAGGUUCAAGAAGAGAUUGCUUCGCAGAUGCGAGACAGACCAUCCGGAGGAAACGCUGUCAUGCAGUUGAACAUGGGUGAAGGCAAGUCAUCUGUGAUUGUCCCGAUGAUUGCGGCGUGUCUUGCGGAUGGCUACAAACUCGUACGCGUCAUCGUGGCCAAGCCGCAGGCCAAAGAGCUGUCCCGAACCCUGGUCUCAAAACUUGGGGGUCUCUUAAGUCGACGAAUUUAUUACAUACCAUUCAAUCGGUCUCUGAGAUUGACCAGCCAUCAAGUAAGAGAUCUGGCGAAUCUGUACAAGCAGUGUCGGGCGCACGGUGGAGUGGUGCUUUGCCAGCCAGAGCAUCUUCUCUCUUUCAAACUCAUGGCUAUCGAAUACCAAUCUUUGGAAGAUCGCAAAGAUGCGGGCGCGGCGCUGCUAGGCUUGUACCACGAAUUUGAGUCAUGCGCGCGCGAUAUUGUGGACGAGAGCGAUGAAAAUUUCAGUCCCAAAUUUGAGCUUAUAUAUACAAUGGGUGUGCAGCGACCAAUUGAGCUGAGCCCAGAGCGCUGGACCACUUUGCAGAGAGUUCUGCGUAUUGUCACCUCGAUUAUGAUUUCUGUGCAGAAGCAUUCCCCGGAAUCCGUGGAGGUUACUCACAAUGUUGCUGGCCGUUUCCCCAGAAUGCGCAUCUUGCGAGACGAUGGGGCCAUGCUUCUCCUUCGACGUCUUACGCAACAAAUUUGCGAUACAGGUCUCCCCGGCCUUCCCAUCGCACGGCAAGACAGCGUUAUGCGGGCAGCAAUUUUUGACUAUAUCUUCUCAGCUGAGCUUUCCGAACAUCAGAUUUCUGCGGUAGAAGAAUCUUGUUUUUUUACUGAGGCAAUAAAGGGACCACUUCUUCUUGUUCGAGGCCUGAUUGCCGGACGAGUGCUCAUGUUCGCGCUGAAGCAAAAGAGGUGGAGAGUCAACUAUGGCCUGGACGACAGCCGUCUUCCAAAUACGAAACUGGCUGUUCCCUACCGAGCGAAAGACAGCCCGUCACCUAGUUACUACUACAAAGGCCUGUCAGAUGAGGAACUGCUGGCCGCUUUCGACCACUUGAUGAGAUCCGAUCAGGCCGACAUUGAGUAUCAGGAGUGGGUAAGAGACGCUCCAGAACUACCUGGUGCGUUUCGAAGACUGGGCGGUGUCAAUAUCAAAGAUAUCGGCCAGGUCAUCCAGCAGGUCUUCCCGCCACUUCGCUAUGCCAAAGGUGCUAUCGAUUACUUUCUCUCACAUCUUGUGUUCUCGAAAGAGAUGAAAGAAUUUUCACACAAGCUUUCGGCGUCGGGCUGGGACCUCGGGCAGCAAAAGCGCUACCCUACCACGGGUUUCAGCGGGACCAAUGACUCUCGCCACGUCCUUCCACUCGACGUGAAGCAGCUUGACAUCGAAGAGCAGACUCACACAAACGCACUGGUUCUCGAAAACCUGCUACGAGGGGAGAAUAAGGUCCACCUACUGAAGUCACCCGCUCACGGGAUCACGGCAGGUCGAGAUGAGUAUUCUUUCAUCGACAAUUUAUUUACUUUUGUGGCGGACAUUGAAAACGGAAUGCACGUUAUUCUUGAUGUCGGUGCCCAGGUUCUAGAGCUCACAAACGUUGAAGUUGCGAUAAAGUGGCUAGAGCUUCUACCCGAGGGUCAUCAGCAAGAGGCCGUUGUUUAUUUUAACGAUCACGACGACAUUUGCGUCAUUGAUCGGAAAGGAACGGUUGAGAGCCUGUGGACCUCGCCAUACGGCGAUCAGCUUGAUCGAUGCCUUGUCUUCCUUGAUCAAGCCCAUACUCGCGGGACCGACCUUCAGCUUCCCGAAUACUACAGGGCCGCAGUCACAUUGGGCCCAGGUCUCACAAAGGAUGGGCUCGUUCAAGCUUGUAUGAGAAUGCUGAUGCCUCUGUGGGCUAUUCAGGGGUCCCGAUUCGAGCGACAGAAGAAAAUAUGGGCGAAAUGCAAGAAUCCCACGGGUAUCAACAUGUCCCAAGAUCAGGCCGAAGAAUUUCUUGAGGAAGAAGCGCGGACGAUAGAGUACCGAUAUCAGCCGACUACCCACAACGCUGCAAAACAAUCGAAGUUGCAAUUUGGGCGAUCGAGUUUAGAAAGCGAAGGAAACGAGGCAUUGACUGCCAUUCAGUCUCGAUGUGAAGACUUCGGUGUGUCAAACGCUUAUUCGGCCGUUCUUCAAGAAGAACAGGAGAAGAAGUUGGCGCCCGAGAUUGAGCAAGAGCGCGAAGUUCAGCGGCCGGAACCAACUGUCCCGGAAAAGCACGAGAUCCAUCAAGACCUCAUCGACUUUAUUCGCGACGGCACAAUACGCGAAAGGUCACCUUUCUCUCCGGCCUUCCUUGCACUCUCCGAUACGAGCGUGGCCGACACGAUCAACCUGACCCAGUUUCCUGGCUCUCUCCUCGCAACUACCGAUUUUGCACGAACAGUCAAGAUGGAUGCUUCGCAAAAGAAGUUGCCGGGCGCUGGCGACUCCUACCAACGACCUAUUCAAUGGGUCCUCACGAGCUCGUGUACUACGGAGGAAACGAGGGCAGUCAUCAUCAGCCCCCACGAGGCACAUGAGCUUGUGCCGCGAAUUAUGGUAUCCAAGACCGUGAAUCUGCAUAUUUAUACUCCCCGGGCGAGCUUGGCCUUGAAGCCACUGGACGCUUUGAGGCUGUACACAGUGCCGGAGCUGCCUGCGAUCUGGGACCUGCCGGACCACCUGCGACUGCAGCUGAACUUGUUUGCCGGGCAGCUCUACUUUUCGAGCUAUGAGGGUUACAAAAACACCUGUGAGAUGUUGAGCCUAGCUUGGAGGCCACCGUCGGGAGAUGAUGUCGCGGAAGCAGAUGGCUUUAUUCUCUUGGCAUCAGCUGAAAUAAAUGCUGGCAAUGAUCGCCGGGCAACGUUUAGCAAGAGUCCUGUCAAAAGUCUCAAAACUCUCUUGAUGGUUCUGCGUCGCGAUUGCCAGGAAAUUGACAAGACUCACUGGGGCAGGAUCCUUGCCGGGGAGCUACUCACGGAGGCGGAUUUUGACGAAACGGGUAAAAUAGUAUAA
Molecule: messenger RNA, 3186 nt
Organism: Akanthomyces muscarius
Lineage: Eukaryota; Fungi; Ascomycota; Sordariomycetes; Hypocreales; Cordycipitaceae
Exons: 3
Coding region: 1-3186 (1061 amino acids)
Source: RefSeq, a predicted model, not a curated record